This is a messenger RNA of Diospyros lotus (date-plum), 2005 nucleotides long. Its product is annotated as protein ALP1-like. The coding region runs from base 426 to 1667 and encodes 413 amino acids. The record is from RefSeq and is a predicted model, not a curated record. Lineage: Eukaryota; Viridiplantae; Streptophyta; Magnoliopsida; Ericales; Ebenaceae. The transcript has 3 exons.
GAAAAUCCGAAAACACAAGGGGAGAGAGAGAGAGAGAGAGAGAGGGAGACUCAGUGUCAAUGCUAUGUUUCGUGCUUUUCUUGCCACAUUGUCCUAAACGAGCACCAACGCACAUCAGUUUUAUAUAUUUUCUUGUCACUUCCCCGCAAAACCAUCUCUAUUUCCAGUCCUUGCUUUGCAUGCUCCACGCACCAGGAAAAAAAACCCACAAGCACUAUACACACUCUGUUUCCAUGUACAACUAUGCAUGUUUCUCCUUUCAAUAGCUUUUUACACGAUUUAUCUGUGUUCCUAUGGUGUUUAAUCUUGUAUCACAAGAAAUGGGUAUUGAUCUUUUCUGUGAAUUAAUGACAGAGUUUCUCUGAUUCUGGUUGUUUGAAGUCAGUGGUUUCUGGGUUUUGUCUCAAUUGGGUUUUCCAGCGUUGAUGGGUCCUGUAAGAGGGUACAAAAAGAGGAAAAAGGUGGAGAAGAAGGUUGAACCUAACGCUUCAGCCUCUGGGUCUUCUGAAGAUGCCUCUCUGGAUUGGUGGGAUGUCAUCUCCCAGAGGAUUGCUGUCAGCUUGGGCAUAUGCUUCAUUUGUCUACUCUUCUGGAUUACCUCCUGCAUGUUUUUCUAUUUACGGAAUUUGUCUCCUUCAAAGGGUUUGGAUAAGUUCGAGUCAGUUUUUAAGAUAUCCAGGAAAACCUUCAACUAUAUUUGUUCACUUGUGAAGGAACAUAUGCUGUCGAAGUCAGCUCACUUCACAUUUGGUAAUGGAAAGCCAAUGUGUUUGAAUGAUCAAGUAGCUAUAGCUUUGAGAAGGCUAGGCUCUGGUGCAUCACUAAUUGCAGUUGCCGAAUUAUUUGGGACAAACCACUCAACUGUCUCUCAAGUGACCUGGCGUUUUGUGGAGGCUAUGGAAGAAAGGGGGCUUCACCACCUUCAGUGGCCUUCCACUGAACAAGAAAUCACGGAUGUAAAAAUCAAGUUUGAGAGACUUCAAGGACUUCCAAAUUGUUGUGGUGCAAUUGACACGACCCACAUUAGCAUGUUGCUGUCUUCAUCCGAAAUGCAAAGCAACGUGUGGAUUGAUCAGGAGAAAAAUCACAGUAUGAUCUUGCAGGCAAUCGUGGACCCUGAUAUGAGGUUUCGGGAUAUAGUCACUGGAUGGCCUGGAAAAAUGAAUGAUUUUGCUGUGCUUCAGAAUUCAGCUUUCUUCAAGCUGUGUGAAAAAGGAGAGAGGUUAAACGGGAGCAAGAUGAAGCUCUCAGAAGGUACUGAAUUAAGGGAAUAUAUAGUUGGUGAUUCAGGCUUCCCAUUGCUGCCCUGGCUUGUCACACCUUAUCAAGGGAAGGACCUUUUGGCAUCCAUGGCAGAGUUCAACAAGCGGCAUCUUGCAACCCGAGUGGUGGCAGAAAGGGCGUUGGCAAGGUUGAAGGAGAUGUGGAGGAUAAUUCACAGGGUAAUGUGGAGACCUGACAAGCAUCGGCUUCCUAGGAUUAUCCUCGUAUGCUGCAUUCUUCAUAAUAUCGUUAUCGACUUGGAAGACGAGGUCCUGGAUGAAUUGCCUUUGUCUCACCAUCAUGACUCAGGUUACAAGCAACAGAUUUGUGAAUUUGCUGACAAGACUGCUCUGGUUUUGAGAGAUAAGCUCUCCCUCUUCUUAUCUGGAGGACUUCCCCCUUGAGUAAAUUUGCUUCAUAGGUUGAAAGAGCUUGAAGAAGAAGGUGAUGAAGAAGCCAGCGAGCAUUCAGGUUUGAUUCUGGAUCUGGACCCUAAAUAAACUUCAUUGCAAGUUUAUAAGGUGAGAAAGGUGAAGAGACCCAGGUUGAGUGAUAGAAUUUAUUAUUAUACAAAAUAAAACAGCAAAAUUUUGAAUUCUAGGAGGGAUUGAUGUAAUCUAUAAUUUCAUAAGAAAAUCUGGAUUAAUAUCUUUUGAUUUGUUUAAAUGAACAUUUUGAGUCCCCCAUACUCGAUGUGAAGCAUAUGAAUCACACUGAAGAUAAGCUUCCCCUGGAGGUUGUU